Messenger RNA from Cucurbita pepo subsp. pepo (vegetable marrow), 483 nucleotides. NCBI's taxonomy places the organism in Eukaryota, Viridiplantae, Streptophyta, Magnoliopsida, Cucurbitales, Cucurbitaceae. The record is from RefSeq and is a predicted model, not a curated record.
AAAACUCUAAACCCAAAGCCCUAAACAUGGCAAUAAAACCCACUGUUGCCUUGCGAGCUGUACUUGUUGGAGGAAUUGCAGCGUUUGCUAAAAUCGCUGGUGCAAUGAAAGCUGCAGGUGGCGUAAAGUUAGGUGCAGCCACGGCUGCCAUGACAGCAGCAGCAACUGCAGCUUUGGCAGGAUCAAAACAAGACCAGAAGGAUGAUUCCAAACACCCUCCAAAAUGAUGCCCCUCCUGUUCUGCACCUCACACCAACAAAUCCCAAUAAUGUUUUUGGACUUUUUCCCCCCCCUCUUUGUAAUUUUGUUAGGGAGACAUAAUGUAUAAACCCCAACCCUUAGGCUUCAGCCAUAGCCAUGGUGCUAAAAUAAUAAGAGCUGGCCAGAUCUAUUUAGUUCGCAGGAUGCAUUUUACAUCUCGAUGUCAUACCGUUCCAUCAUUAUUAUACUCGGAACAUUUUUUUUAUCAUCGUUUCUGCAUUU